AUGAUGAGAUUGCGAAGCUCCGUAAGCGGUGGGAGCUAGCCUCCGUCUUCAACUUUUUAACGGUGAAAGGUGUUUGAGCCAGUGAUUGGGACUAAAGCAUCGGCGGAAGAGAUCGAGAUGGGUUUGGUAACCCCAAACGAUUCACUUGCUCAGCUUCACAUUGCCCUUUUGAAGGGAACACCACCAGCGAGUAAAACACUGGAUGGUUCUGAUGCAUGGGUGACUGUUCUUUGUAAGAAACUUGUAACGUGGUGGCCAUGGGUUGCUGAGGGGAAGAUUCCACUUGUGGUAGCUAAAGGAGAGGAAAUAUCACGCUAUAAAGGACUUGAUCCGACAGAGCGUCUACUUAUGUUAAAAGCACUCUGUGAACUCCGAGCCGAUCAAGAUGAUGCAGUGGCUUAUAUUAAUGAUGCCCUGAAAGAAGGAACUGAAAUUUCUUCAUUCCGCAAGGAUAAGAUAGGAGGAGACGAAAAGGGAACUUCUUAUUGGUAUGAUGGAAAUACAAUAAUUGGUCAUAGAUUAUACAAGGAAGUAACUGUCAUCGAGUCGAAGAAAAAUGUUAAGGGGAAAGGGGGUUUGAACCUACCAAAUAUCAGUUUCCAGUGGGAAACAGUAGCAACCAACCUCGAUGAAUUUCAGAAAGUUAUAGAUGAACUCUCAUCAAGCAAAGUUGCAGGAGAACGUGAUGCCGCUAAGAGUAUUGAAACUGAUGCUAUUCCUGCUCUUGAGAAACUUCAGAAGAAGAAAGAAAGGGAACUGAAAAAGAAACUAAGUCAAGAGAGGCAGCAGAAUCUUUUAACAAACUUUUAUGGUGCUGGAAUUACACGUUCCUGUCGCAACCGUAGGACUGUCAACUACACAUUUGAUGAUUAUGACCGGGUAAUUCAUGAGGCUAUAAAAGUCACAAAUAAGAGGAAAACUACUGAAGAGAAAGUGCAAGAAAGGAAGAGUAGAAGGAAUGACACAGCUAACAAUGAUGCCCCAGAAAGAGACACCAACUCAGAAUAUUCAGAUAAAGAAAGUCACUCCGCAAACAGUGAUAAUAAGGAUUCUGGUAAGAAUGAUGAUGGGGAUUCUGGUUACCACUCUAGUAACACUGAAAGUGACAUGCUUGGAGAUGCUGGUGAUGACGAGGAUGAUAACAAUUGGGAUGAUGGCACCAAGGAUGAGGACAAUGAAGAAGAAGAAGAAGAUGGUGAUCUCAGUGACAAACGCAGUUCUAAGCAAGUGAAGAACAAUGCUCAGACUGAUGACAUGUCCCAAAAAUGGCCAGCUUGUGGUGUGCGGUGGAGUUCAAGACUAGCUGGAGGCACUAAUCGUCAAGUUGUGGAAAACAGGAACUCUGGUGCUAAGAAUAGGUUGAGACAAAGACCUGUCUGCAACUCUGCCCUUGACUCUGUUGUGAUCCAAGACUCUGAGGAUGAAAACUCAGAGGGACAUGAAAACAGCCAGACUUUGGAGCACAAAAACCCAUCUUCAGAAACUGAUCCGGAAGAAGUCAGUGAAAGCUAG
Fragaria vesca subsp. vesca is the source of this 1512-nucleotide messenger RNA. RefSeq lists its product as uncharacterized. NCBI's taxonomy places the organism in Eukaryota, Viridiplantae, Streptophyta, Magnoliopsida, Rosales, Rosaceae. The coding region runs from base 118 to 1512 and encodes 464 amino acids. The transcript has 11 exons. Gene Ontology annotation, cellular component: RSF complex. Gene Ontology annotation, biological process: regulation of DNA-templated transcription. The record is from RefSeq and is a predicted model, not a curated record.